AUGUUGUCCUCCCUCUUCACUUCCUUGCUUGGUCUGGCGGCCGCAGCAUCGGCCCUACCAACGACAAAGCUAUCAGCACGCUCAGCAAACAACACCGCUCCAACGGCUCCUGCAUUGGCAUACCUUUUCACUCUGUACCUUGAAGACGGCACGCUCACCGAUCUUGGAUCCACACCAUUGGGCACCCAAGUGUUUGAGCCGGUCCAGGGUGGUAGUUUCACCGGACCUGCGAUCGAGGGCACGGUCAUUGGCGGUCUUGAUAUUGGCAUGCAAGACACCAACGGCGAGUUCAACCCGAACGUCGUGGCUCUUCUGCAGACAUCCGACGGGUGCACUAUCCUGGCCAGAGAGACAGGCCACUCGCCGAAUGUGUUUUUGACGUUCGAGACGGCGUGUUCUGCGUACAACUACCUGAACUAUGUGGUUGCGUAUGGGUAUGUAGCGCGGGUCGACACGGAAGAAGUCUCUGUGGAAGUCUGGCAGGGAGAUCUUACUGACUUUCUUUCGAGACUG
This is a messenger RNA of Cryphonectria parasitica EP155, 513 nucleotides long. RefSeq lists its product as uncharacterized. Lineage: Eukaryota; Fungi; Ascomycota; Sordariomycetes; Diaporthales; Cryphonectriaceae. The transcript has 3 exons. The annotation marks the transcript as partial. The record is from RefSeq and is a predicted model, not a curated record.